GUGUGGUUAGGGUUAGGUUUUAAAUAAUAUUUUAAGAAGAUAAUUUGUAGAAACAGGCGGGGUUAUGACUUUGUGGCUGUGAUAACUAGUGACGACCAUGAAGUAGACGAAGCCCAGUAGUAGCAGUUGCCUGUGUUUCGUGGACCACGGUAAACUGUAGUCUAGACUAUUUACACUGUAUUUGAUUUAUUUAUACAUAUCAAAAUGUCUCAUACUGUUGUUACGACCACCACCACGACGACAUCGUCUUCAGGCGGAGGUUUCUUAAACUUGGGCUAUACUCGCUCUGGACAAGGAUUACUGAAAAUCGCCCAAGUGGUAAGAGUUUUUGGAUCCGAUAUUUAUACUGAUAUACUGCACAGAAUUAUACUAUUUUUUGUACGUUUUUAUUUUUAUGUUGGGUUUGGAUUGUAUUUUAUAUUGCUUACUGUCAGCUAUCUUCGUGAUCUUUAAUCACAGUAAUUGUUUAAUCCAAAAUGUGGAGAAUGCACACAGAAGUUGAAGGUAAAGUGGAGCGAGGUGCGUAACAGAAACUCUGAUUCAUUCAUAUCCUAGGUGGCUUUCUCUGACUGGUAGCCUACGACUAGGCUAUUACACAAAACAUUAACAUGCAAAACAUGAAUUAGGCCAAUAAUAGUGGAACCCAAUAGCCUUUAUAACAUGAAUUAGGCCUAUACCAGUGGAAACCAAUAGCCUUUAUAAAAACUACAAGUUUAAUGGACUAUUAAAAUAUUUUAAAUGACCGAGACAAGAAUCUACACUGGGAGCUCCUCCCAAAGAUUGACCUGUGCAUUAUCUCUCCAUGAGGCAAAAUGGCAAGUGGGAGGGUGAUAACGGCUACAGUCAGAUCAACAUCCAGUUUUGACUGAGAUGUCCUGUAAUUGUUUGAAAUAGUGGAUGCAGGAACUUGUCCCACUGUGUAUGGUGAUGUCAUAUUGCUGUCAUCUCUCAGAAUGUCAGAAUUUCGUAAUUAAUUACACACUUUAUUACACCUUCAUAACAAAGGUUGUGAAAUCAGGGGUUUUAUAACUUUGUCUGUUCUCCCCUCUUUAAAUCUGUGUUUGGCACAGUAGAAUACAGUAAUUCAAAUUAUCUGGUUUGCAUCUUCACUACUCUUAUGUUACAGGCUUGCUUAUUUAUAGUCACCAUCAUCACCACAGCAAUGAUGUUGGUGUUUCAGAGGAAAGAUGGAGGAAGCUGGUAAUGGGUGUUAUUUCCUAUUUUCACGAAGUGUUUAAUGGCUUUUAGCCUUAACGUCAAUGUUGUUCCAAAUACCCUGCAACUGCCCUACAAUAUGAAGCAAUAAAGCAUAUUUAACAGCAUGUGAAGGUGACAUUUUGUGAUAACUUUGAACAUUAGCCAUGUGAGAGCUGGGUUGUGUUGAAAACUUGGUACUGACGCCAUAGAUUCUGGAUCUGGACCAAUCUACUGGUACCAGAAUUGCAGACCAGGAUUCAUUUUUAACACAGGAGUUGCAGUGUUGAUGUGGUGCCAAAAUGCUCCAGGAUUCGAAUCAUACUGGGUCAUGAAACCAACUUGUUAUGUGUCUGUGUGUUUGCAGGUAGCCCUCCUGAUUGCGUUCCUGUGUGUAUACUGUGCACGAGGUUGGACUGAUUACUCAGCCUUUCGGUACUUUGAGGUGGUGACGCUAUGGUUCCUCAUAGCCUUCCUCAUCUUCUACCUCAUGUAUGUGUUCAGACUGCAGAGUAAGAUCCCCUGUAUCAACUGGACAAUGACGGUGAGUGGCCCUGCAAACGACACACACACUGAUACACACACACAUUUACAUGCAGACUCUCUUAUCCAGAGAGACUUACAGUAGUGUGCAUAAUCUUUUAAAACUUUUUUUGUACUUUUUCCACAGACACACAUAUACACACACGCUUUACAACACUUAUCUAUACCUUUCAUUGUUUCAGGAGUUCCUGCAUUAUGGCGUUGGGACCAUCCUGGUCUUCAUUGCCUCUGUUGUUGCAGCUGUUAAGAAUGGAGGUGUGUCUGAACUAGUAGCUGGUUCGGUGAGUAACAGUUUUCUGGUGCUCCUUUCCAGAGCUGAGGAAUGUUCAUUCAUUUUAUCUAUCCUAGUAUCGCAGCAUUUAGCUGUAGAUAUAAUUGAGAGGCCCUGUUUGAAAAAAUGGAACCUUAUAUCUAAGCUCUCCAUUGUUUAUUUCUGUUUGUUAUGUGGCGGGUGUGUGGGAUUCCCCUUUAAAGCAGACCAAAUGGCUAUUAAAGGGGAAUGGAAACACUAGGCUUUAGAACACCAGCUAACUGUAACUGUAAAUCGCCAUAUUGGCAUUGUUGCAUCACUGGCAGGAUUUCCCAAAAAAGGCUGAAUCCCAAAACUGUCUGAAAGACCAUGAGCUCUGCGUGCAUUAAUGAGCUAAAUUUGCUGGUUUCAAACCAUAUACGAAAACAUGAUACAUAUUUUGAAAGCUGAGAAACAGGCCUUACAAAUUAUAUUACAUACAAUAGCACCACAUCAAUCAAAUGGUAAUCAGUUAAGAAAAAUCUUAUGAAAAUCUAUGUUUUUUCCCCCAAACAACUGCCAUUUACACAACUUCCUAAUGAAGAUAGAGAAAAAUUAGAGCAUAUUGAGUCUUCUUUAUUUAGUAACGAUUGAAAAACUGAAAUCAGAAUAGUAAUAUGUUCUACUGUGAAUGAGUUACAACCGUUUUAGUGAACAGUGUUAUUUUUCUAGAAUUCUAUGGAAUGUUCUGUUAUCAGACACUUUCUUAUAUGGAUUGUAUAUUAAACACAGAUGUGCACCAAAACAUAUUACAAAUGGCAUUUAGUCUUACAUAUGAUAAGCAAAGACAUACACAAGUAAUAUAAUAUGAAUAAAUCAAUAUUGAAAAAACAAUUGGAAUUACAAAAUAUGAUAAGAAUACGGAAUAUAAUAACAAUAAUUGGCUUUGAAAACUUCAAUUUCUUCUGCACAUACAUUCCACUUGGCCUAUAGUCUAAUACAGGAAGAGUCAGAAUGGGAACAAAUUAAAAGCAUGCAAGAGAAGAGAAAUGACCAGUGACCAUCUGAGCUACUGGGUGAAGACUAGGAGUCCCUUAACUAGUGGCUAUGUCUGCAAUGAAUCACACUCACUGGAGUACCACAACCUAAAAUAAUUUUGCCUCCUACGACGCAUAACUGCUUGCCCUUGCAUUCUGGUGCAACACAAACAAAUCACGUCAUAUCCUCCUUUCUAUCUUUCCUGUAACAAAUCCAACCAUUUCUACAGUAGUCCUCCAGGACAAUGAAGUUCACCUAGGCUGUGAGGGGGAGGGUGUGAUUGUCCCUCGGCCCUGUCUGCAGCCUAAGCAGCAUGUUGUCCAGUCUCUCCAGCCCCUAUCUGGCCUUGACACUUGUCUAGCUAGCAAGCUACAAAUCAAAUCAGACACUAGCCAGUUGAUUUUAGCUCUUAGCUAAUGCCAAUGACAAAUGCUCUUCAAAUUGUCAAUAUGAGCAUUUUAUUUUGUACAGUUUGCGAAGACAACAUUAACAUGAAAAAGACAAGAGAAGAGCUAGCUAAAUCAACAAGUUAGCUAGCUAGUUGCCUCGGUUUGGCUGACUGUCUACUCGGCUUGUUAUCAAAAGUUAAUUUCACAGAUUCCUUUUAUCAAUAGAAAAAAAUACUCUAAAAUGUAAAUAUAAUAAUUACCAACAUAAAAAUGAAUUGCAUACAGUUUCUUACCUUCAUAUUUUUGUCCUGAUCUCAAUGACAAAGCUAUCAAAAUGUUGAGAAACCUUUCAGGUCCAGUGGAGACAAGGCGCCUCCUGGUGUCAGCAUUCACUUUCAUCAGCUUGGGGACUUACAGCUGUCCCCUGAAUGCUUGACAGAUCACCAACAUGUAGGUUUUUUAUAGGGGGAUAAUAAGGCAUCUUUCUUGUUGUCCUUUACAGGUAUUUGGCUUCAUCGCCACAUUCCUACUGGCUGUCAGCAUAUGGACAUCCUAUAAGGUCACAUGUGGUUCCCAGCCAACCAGUAAGUCUGAAAUUCUUUGAAAUCCUUUUUCCCUCCGACCACAGUUGCCUAGCGACAUGUACCGAGCCUUUGAAAGACAGACGCUCAAUUGAAAGGGAUUCAAAUAUAGCCUGUAAUCAUAUCAUGAAAUAGACCUACCCGGAUAUUGAACGCCUCUUUUACGCUGCUGCUACUUCAAGUCAAUCAUGAAAAUAGGGGCCCCCCACUUGCUUGACGUCCCCUUGUUUAUAGUGAAUUUUUCUAUUGAUACCUCCAUCGUGGUUGUGUUUAUUCUUACUUUUUUGUAAAAUAAACACUUUGGUUAGGCUGUAAGUAUUCACUAGUCUGCCUGUGUAUCGCGCAUGGACCACUGGGAAUACAGUGGGAAAAAAGUAUUUAGUCAGGCCACCAAUUGUGCAAGUUCUCCCACUUAAAAGAUUGGAGAGAGGCCUGUUUAAUUUCAUCAUAGGUACACGUAAACUAUGACAGACAAAAUGAGAAAAAAAAUCCAGAAAAUCACAUUGUAGGAUUUUUAAUGAAUUUAUUGGCAAAUGAUGGUGGAAAACUAAGUAUUUGGUCAAUAACAAAAGUUUCUCAAUACUUUGUUUAUAUACCCUUUGUUGGCAAUGACACAGGUCAAACGUUUUCUGUAAGUCUUCACAAGGUUUUCACACACUGUUGCUUGUAUUUUGGCCCAUUCCUCCAUGCAGAUCUCCUCUAGAGCAGUGAUGUUUUGGGGCUGUCGCUGGGCAACACAGACUUUCAACUCCCUCCAAAGAUUUUCUAUGGGGUUGAGAUCUGGAGACUGGCUAGGCCACUCCAGGACCUUGAAAUGCUUCUUACGAAGCCACUCCUUCGUUGCCCGGGCGGUGUGUUUGGGAUCAUUGUCAUGCUGAAAGACCCAGCCACGUUUCAUCUUCAAUGCCCUUGCUGAUGGAAGGAGGUUUUCACUCAAAAUCUCACGAUACAUGGCCCCAUUCAUUCUUUCCUUUACACGGAUCAGUCGUCCUGGUCCCUUUGCAGAAAAACAGCCCAAAAGCAUGAUGUUUCCACCCCCAUGCUUCACAGUAGGUAUGGUGUUCUUUGGAUGCAACUCAGCAUUCUUUGUCCUCCAAACUUGACGAGUUGAGUUUUUACCAAAAAGUUAUAUUUUGGUUUCAUCUGACCAUAUGACAUUCUCCCAAUCCUCUUCUGGAUCAUCCAAAUGCACUUCAGACGGGCCUGGACAUGUACUGGCUUAAGCAGGGGGACACGUCUCGCACUGCAGGAUUUGAGUCCCUGGCGGCGUAGUGUGUUACUGAUGGUAGGCUUUGUUACUUUGGUCCCAGCUCUCUGCAGGUCAUUCACUAGGUCCCCCCGUGUGGUUCUGGGAUUUUUGCUCACCGUUCUUGUGAUCAUUUUGACCCCACGGGGUGAGAUCUUGCGUGGAGCCCCAGAUUGAGGGAGAUUAUCAGUGGUCUUGUAUGUCUUCCAUUUCCUAAUAAAUGCUCCCACAGUUGAUUUCUUCAAACCAAGCUGCUUACCUAUUGCAGAUUCAGUCUUCCCAGCCUGGUGCAAGUCUACAAUUUUGUUUCUGGUGUCCUUUGACAGCUCUUUGGUCUUGGCCAUUGUGGAGUUUGGAGUGUGACUGUUUGAGGUUGUGGACAGGUGUCUUUUAUACUGAUAACAAGUUCAAACAGGUGCCAUUAAUACAGGUAACGAGUGGAGGACAGAGGAGCCUCUUAAAGAAGAAGUUACAGGUCUGUGAGAGCCAGAAAUCUUGCUUGUUUGUAGGUGACCAAAUACUUAUUUUCCACCAUAAUUUGCAAAUAAAUUCAUAAAAAAUCCUACAAUGGGAUUUUCUGGAUUUUUUUUUCUCAAUUUGUCUGUCAUAGUUGACGUGUACCUAUGAUGAAAAUUACAGGCCUUUCUCAUCUUUUUAAGUGGGAGAACUUGCACAAUUGGUGGCUGACUAAAUACUUUUUUUCCCCCACUGUAUAUAACUUUGCAUAUUUGCUACAGUGGAGCUUUCUUUUGCAACGCAGAUCAGGAGUUAAUUCAGUUGCAUUUCCUGUGCUGCCGGCUAUUACAAGGGCUAGGAAGGGUUUUUGUUCUUAGUUGACUAAACUUUCGUUAACUAGUGUUUCCUCUUUCCCCAUCUCUCACACUUCCUCUAACUGUAGGUGCUUCUGUGUAAAACGGAUCUAUCAUUUCUUCCCCUGAAGUACCAAGAUGACUCCAUUGUCAGUGUGCUGUGCGACAGUCACUUCUUACCCUAACAACUGGCCCAGGGCCCUUUUAACAAAUGUUGAACAAUCAAAACUUCAGUUUAGCCUGAGACUGGUUUCACUUCAGGAUAGUUACAAGUUAGCCAGUUAACUUUGCUAAACACUCUAUUUUGUACAGUUUACAAUAAAGCUUAAAGUAAUUUCUCCUUCUUUGAGAUACACCAUCCUGACGACCGGUCAGUUGUUAGGGGUAAGAAGUCACCUGUGUGUGCUGUGAAUAGCAAGCAGCUGUUGUUUCAGAUAAGUGCCUCCAAAGUGUUUAAACUAAGGGCUAGGCUGAGACCCAGGCCAAACCAUCCCUCCAUCUUGAAUGGUCGGUAUUUGAAUGUUUUGAAAUCAAAAGAGGUCAUAUGCUGUUUUUCAGUGUUGCCCUGAAGCUUUUUAGAGUUAGAUAUGUCAAUGCCACCCUGUUUACAUUAUUUAUUUGAGAGCAAAUGUUUUAUGAUGAUAAAGUUUUGUGCUUUUAUGUUCAAGCUUACUACUGUAUGUCUGUCACAGUAUUAUAGGCUGCUUAUGAGAAUAAUAUAAUCAUAAAAAGGUCAACCUUUAUACAGCCUCACAGUAUCACUUGUAUUUAAACAUCUCUUCUUUAUUUGAUGUGUUUCAGUUUGUAUAUGGGUUUAUAUUUGAAACGUGCUUUUGUUUGACUGAAGUAAAAGGUAAACUCAACAGCAUCCAAGUCUCUGAAUCCUUGUUUGUUGAACAUAAGACAUUGAGACCAUUGGAGGCUCCUUAGAGGAGAAAGGGGAGGACCAUCCUCCUCAGUGAAUUUCAUAAAAAUAAAAAUAGUGAAACAUUAAAAUGUAUUUUUGUUGUUGUUGAUAAAACCUAUACUAAAUAUAUUCACGUCACCAAAAAAAUUGAUUAAA
This is a messenger RNA of Coregonus sp. 'balchen', 7092 nucleotides long. The record is from the annotation of a GenBank genome assembly. NCBI's taxonomy places the organism in Eukaryota, Metazoa, Chordata, Actinopteri, Salmoniformes, Salmonidae.